AUGCGGCCCGCUCCUGCUAAUCCUCCAGGAUCCCUUCCAGUCACCACUUUAGCGGCCACUCGCGGUAGCGACGUGCUUCAGGGAGGCCCGGCUGGCAACGGCGAUGUCCUGUCCCCCGAACACAAUCACACAGACAACAAUAACGACGCCAAAAAGAGUCGGGGACGGCCUCCACAUGACGUUUUGAAGAUGAAGAGGAAUGUAUGGUCCCGCUUUGAUGGACCAAUACGAGCGUUCCUCACAUGA
This is a messenger RNA of Nezara viridula (southern green stink bug), 246 nucleotides long. NCBI's taxonomy places the organism in Eukaryota, Metazoa, Arthropoda, Insecta, Hemiptera, Pentatomidae. The record is from the annotation of a GenBank genome assembly.